Messenger RNA from Hypanus sabinus (Atlantic stingray), 1346 nucleotides. Its product is annotated as late histone H2A.2.2. Bases 16 to 534 code for a protein of 172 amino acids. The transcript has a single exon. NCBI's taxonomy places the organism in Eukaryota, Metazoa, Chordata, Chondrichthyes, Myliobatiformes, Dasyatidae. Gene Ontology annotation, cellular component: nucleosome. Gene Ontology annotation, molecular function: protein heterodimerization activity; DNA binding; structural constituent of chromatin. The record is from RefSeq and is a predicted model, not a curated record.
ACGUAGACGGGCGGGAUGACUAUAAGUAAGCAGACCCGCCAAGCUUUCACCGCCAUUUUACAGGUUGUUGAAAGCGACUGCAACAUGUCUGGAAGAGGCAAAAGCAGUGGCGGGAAAGUCCGGGCUAAAGCUAAGACACGGUCAUCCCGGGCUGGGCUGCAGUUUCCAGUUGGUCGAGUGCACCGUCUGCUACGUAAAGGGAACUACGCCGAUCGUGUGGGGGCUGGCGCCCCUGUUUACCUGGCGGCUGUGCUUGAGUACCUGACAGCCGAAAUCCUGGAGCUGGCGGGAAACGCGGCCCGCGAUAACAAGAAGUCGCGCAUCAUCCCCCGCCACCUGCAGCUCGCCAUCCGCAAUGACGAGGAGCUCAACAAGCUGCUAGGCGGUGUCACCAUCGCCCAGGGCGGCGUGCUUCCCAAUAUCCAGGCCGUCCUGCUGCCGAAGAAAGCGAGUUCGGCACCCGCCACUGUUGGGGGCAGCGGCGGAGGCAAGUCCGGUGGCAAGAAGAGCUCGCAGCAGUCGCAGGAUUUCUAGGACGCCCCGUAGAGGAGUGGAGGAGGACGUGCACCGGCUGGAGGACUCGUCCAGAAGCCGUAAGAGAAAUGCAAUGGACUUUAAAAAGCCUUGAGUCCACUAAGGCCCUUCUCGGGUCCUCUCAGGAACAAGAGGGGCUGUGACACUUUCAUGAGUUUUACGCUGUUUUGUUACCAAAUUUGUGUUCCAAUUUUUCUGAAGUUCUGUUCUCGUUUCUUCGACUUUUAUUGAGAAAACUUUUAGUUGACUGCAUUUUCUGAUUGCAAUUGAAUGAAACAGUUCUUGUUUUUGUUAUUCUUAUUGCCUGGCGGCUUGGUUAGACCCUCUGCCACGUAAACGGAGGGUCUGUUUUGCACCAGGCUCGUUUUGUAUUGAAUUGGAGUUCGAAAACCGAUGUUCAAGUUGCUGUGUUAGCUUGUCCAGGCUGUUAAUGGUUUGUUUAAGUUUCUUUAGCGUUAGCUUGCACAAGCAAUUCCUCAACAGUGCCUUCUCCAUGUUGUUCGCAAACCUGUAAUAAAUUGUAGGUUGUUUAAGGGCUUUUGCUCGAAAAAAAGUUGAUGCGUUCUCGUUUUACUGAAAAUUCGAGGUAGUUCUUUGAUAAAUGUUAAGUUAUCUUUGUCAUGUGAUCGACCAUCCUGUUUCAACUAUUCUAAUAUAGAAUUCUGUUUAACUGACAACGGAUUUCAACAUCUGCAAGGUUGUUCAUUGUAAGAUUGUACAGGGGCACAAGACGAAUUGUUCAAUUGAAAACCUGCGUUUUCCGUAAGUGUACCCUGCUGGUUCAGAAUAAAGAUGUUCUUUUUUACAUAAAA